AUGUUAAUGCACAGCUUCUUUUUGUUCACUUUUGGACUAAUUUUUACUGGAAACCCUUUUUGGAUAAAAGGUGUAUCCUCUGAACACACACCCAGACUUUCUACAUUAGAAAUAAUCAUUCCACGAAGUCUGACAGGCAGACAGAAACAUCCCCCAUUUUCUCAUGAGGAGCAUUCAGAUGACAAUCUUUCUUACUCAGUUAAAACCAGAAAUGGAACAUACCUCCUAAAGCUGAAGAAAAAUAAAAAACUUCUCAGUGACAACUUUAAGCUGUACACAUAUGGGGAAAAUGGGAAACUGCAGGCAACACCAUCCAAAAAUGAGACACACUGUUAUUAUCAUGGCACUGUUGAAGGAAUUGCUGACUCCACACUUGCUCUUAGUACAUGUGAUGGCCUUAGGGGAAUUCUCUACAUUGGAGGCAAAUGGUACGGAAUGGAGCCCCUCAACACAUCCAGCACAUUUGAACAUGUGCUUUAUGAAUUGGAAGAUGAGCAGGGUAUCCCCUUCCACUGUGGGGUGCUGAAUGGCAGCCUGGAGCAUGAGAUGGUUGUGAAGCAGCCUGUGAAAUACACAUUUUCAUCAAACAGUACCUCCAGCAGGGACAGGCUCCUCAGGGAGAAGCGAGCUGUCCUGCCCCAGAAAAGCUAUGUAGAGUUAUAUGUGGUUGUGGAUCACCACAGGUUUUUGCUGAAGAAUUCUGAUCCUGCUGCAGUGCAAAAGGAAACAGUGGAGCUGAUUAAUUAUGUUGAUGGGAUGUAUAGUGCAAUAAACAUCCAGAUUGUUUUGGUUGGAUUAGAGAUUUGGACAGAUGCCAACCACAUAUCUGUGAUGGAUGGUUCAGCUGGGGACGUGCUGAGUAGAUUUGUUUCUUGGAGACAGAAAGAUCUUCUGAAGCGCUCAAGGAAUGACGUUGCUCACCUCAUAAUAGGGAGAAGCUCUUUCAGUGGAUCCAUUGGAAUGGCUUUUGUGGGCACUGUGUGCUCACAUGUCCAGGGAGGGUCAAUCAGCACUCUGAAUCAUGACAAAAUGUUACGGCACGCCACAGUAGUGGCACAUGAGCUGGGGCACAAUCUGGGAAUGAAACAUGAUGACAAGAGGUGUCCUGCAAACUAUAUCAUGCACAGCACAGAUAAUGGAUCCAGGAAUUUCAGCACCUGUAGUGCUGAUGAUUUUGAGGCCUUUAUUCUAAGUGGAGGAGGAAACUGCCUUAGAAAUCCUCCCAAAACAAGUAAUGUGUACAAAGAACCUGUCUGUGGUAAUAAUGUGGUCGAUAAAAAUGAAGAAUGUGACUGUGGCAAACCACAGGAAUGCUCCAACCCCUGCUGUGAUGCUGCCACCUGCAAACUCACACCUGGCUCACAGUGUGCUCAAGGACUGUGCUGCAAAAACUGCAAGUUUAAAGUGGCAGGAGCAGAGUGCAGAGCAAAACAAGAUGUCUGUGAUCUCCCUGAGUACUGCAAUGGAAGCACUGCCUACUGCCCAGAUGAUGUUUACAUCAUGAAUGGUCACCCAUGCAGCAACAGCAAGGCUUAUUGCUACUAUGGAGUGUGCCAGAGCUUUGAUUCACAGUGUGAAUCUAUCUAUGGCAAAGGGGCACGGAAAGCACCUGAUAUAUGCUUUGAAAAAGCAAAUAUUAAAGGAGAUAGGUUUGGAAACUGUGGGAUGAAAGGUGGAGUGUACAAGAAAUGCCCUGUCCAGCACAGUCUGUGUGGGAAGCUGCAGUGCACCUCUGUCAGUCUCCAGAACCUCCCAGCCUGGAGCGUUGUCAAUAACGCGUCCGGGGUUUUGUGCUGGUCCUCUGACUUUGACCUAGGAUCAGAUAUCCCUGAUCCUGCCCAAGUUCAUGAUGGCACAGCCUGUGGAGAGAACAAGGCCUGUUUAGGUUGUGAAUGUCUUGAUGCAAGAUUUCUGGGCUACAGCUGUGAUGUAAAGCAGAAGUGUAAUAAUAACGGGGUGUGUAACAACAACGGGAACUGCCACUGCAAUACGGGAUGGGCCCCUCCUUUCUGUAACCAGUCUGGCUACGGCGGCAGCAUUGACAGUGGCCCAGCUCACAGAGAUACAUCACUUCGGGAUGGGCUGCUGAUUUUCUUCCUCCUGGUGCUGCCCGUAGCCAUCCUCAUUGCAGUAGCAGUAUUUAAACGUGAUGCAAUAAGGAGAAAACUUUGCAGGAAAAGCAGAGGACAGCACAGGGAUAGCAAUGGGCAGGAACCAAAGCAAGGCAACAGAGCAAGUCAUGAAACAGGAAAUAAUCAGCCUGCUGCAUCAAGUCACAAUAUUUUUACCAUAUUGCAUUUUCCUGGUACAAGGCAGCCAGUCCAAACCCAGCCUCCUGCAGCUUCCUCAGGACCUCGACGACCCCCAGUCCCACCUAGACCAGUUGUCUGA
Messenger RNA from Agelaius phoeniceus (red-winged blackbird), 2391 nucleotides. Its product is annotated as disintegrin and metalloproteinase domain-containing protein 9-like. Gene Ontology annotation, biological process: proteolysis. Gene Ontology annotation, cellular component: plasma membrane. Lineage: Eukaryota; Metazoa; Chordata; Aves; Passeriformes; Icteridae. The record is from RefSeq and is a predicted model, not a curated record. Gene Ontology annotation, molecular function: metalloendopeptidase activity.